Molecule: messenger RNA, 2121 nt
Organism: Setaria italica (foxtail millet)
Lineage: Eukaryota; Viridiplantae; Streptophyta; Magnoliopsida; Poales; Poaceae
Product: exocyst complex component EXO70B1
Exons: 1
Coding region: 81-1913 (610 amino acids)
Biological process (GO): exocytosis
Cellular component (GO): exocyst
Molecular function (GO): phosphatidylinositol-4,5-bisphosphate binding
Source: RefSeq, a predicted model, not a curated record
AGUAGGAAGCAUUUAUUAUCACCGUCGUCUAAGCUAGAUUCAUCACUCGAUUCAUCUAGCUACCGCACAAAGAAUCGCAUAUGAUGCAGUUCAGCGGCGGCACGGCAAGCGUGCUUCCUCCGCGGGCGCCGGGGAGCCUCGAGCCCGACUACUCCACGCGGAGCAUCUACCGCGAUUCGAUUCGGAGAGUCUCCGUCUCCAGCGGCCUGUGCACGUCGGCGCGGUUCUUCCUCCCAACCGGCGGCGACACUGCGUCCUCGGCGGGAGAAGGAGCCUACUGCUGGUCGAGCGCUAGCUCGGCCUCCUGGGAUGCAUCGGCCGGUUGGUCUUCCGUGUCCCAGUCCUUCUCGUCCGAUGGCGACCUGUGCUUCUCCGACUGGGGUGCUGCGGACCCAGAUGGAGACGACGAGCUCCGCGCCAUCGCGCGGCAGAUGGUCCAUGACGGCUGCAUGAAGGGCCUCAUCCGAGGGUUCAGCGCUGGCCGCUCGAGCUCGUCGUCAUCAGCGCACUACGGAUGCCUCGGCCCCGACUCCAGCGCCAGCCGCGAAGAGCUCCUUCUCCUGGGCAGCUGGUUCUCAGAGCUGGAUGUGGAGUGGGUUCUCCCUACCGGGCAAGGAGACAGGACGCAGCUCCAGCUCCACCUCCACCUGGAGGAUGGAUGCGCCUCCAUCCAAGAUUUGACGGAGAGGUGGAUCAAAGCUCUCAAGACCAUGGUGCAGGUGCUCCGCAUCACGCAACUGGACCUCCGCGCAAAGAAGAAGCCAGCCGCCGGGAAUGGAAUCUGGCACUUCAUGCUGCUGGCCACCGGGAAAACGGCGGAGCACGAGCAAGAGGUGGCCCAGUUCACGCGGUUUGCCGAGGUGAGCCUCCUCAGGAUGCUUGACUUCGUUGACGCCGUGGCGGACGCGGCUCUCAACGACGACCACUCGCCGGAGACGCUCCCCGGGAUGUUGCAGGUGUACACCUGCGUCGUGGAUGACUCGCCGACCGUCCUGUCCUUGUUCGACGAAGCGUCCAGCACCACCUCCACCUCCACCUCCACCUCCAUGUUCGAGGCCAUGAAUGAUGUCUUCCUGCGGAAGAGGAACAAGCUGAGCGACGCCAUAAGGAGCAUGAUAGAGAAGGUUACAGUUUCCUUCUUAAGGGACCGCUGCAUCUGGACAGCCUCGCUGGAGGAGGCUGGGGGGGUCCACAAGACCACCAUGCUGAUGAUGAACUACGUCAUGUUCCUUUCGCGGAUCGAAGGUGCGCUCAGUUUCGGCCUGCACGAUUCAAGCCCCGUGGUCAACCUCAUCAAGGAUGUGAUCUCCUGCUUGGAGAAGCAACUCGAGAGGACGUCCAAUUUGAUAUCUGACCCAGGAUUACGCUACUUAUACUUGAUGAACAAUUACAGCUUCAUUUCAAAGAAGGUUUCAUCUUUGCUCUUGCCACCAUGGACUCUGAUGGAAGACUACAAGAUCGAGAAGCCCAGAAAAAGAGAUUCCGUGAGAAGACUUCCCCCAAUGGAGGAUUAUGUUAACCAGCCAGAUCCAAAUCUUCGAGCCAAAAUCGAAACAGAUUCGAACUUGGAUGGCCUUGUCAAGACCCAGAGCUUCAUAGAAGCUUACCUCGAUGCCUCUUGGGAGCCAGUGAUGUCUUGCUUGAACCAUGCCAUACCUCACGGCUUCCUGAGAUGCGGCAGGGCACUGGAUAAAUUCGAAUCAGAAUUCCAGAGAACGUACGCCAUGCAAAAGCAUUGGAAGGUUCCAAACCCUGAGCUUAGGAAGAGAUUGCGCAAAGCCAUCAUCGAGAAAGUCAUUCCAGGUUACAGCAAGCACUUGGCGGAGCAAACGGCCAAGUGGAAGAGCAUUAGACAACCUAAGAAUACUCCCCUUGAACUGGAGCAGCUACUUGAAGAAUUGUUUGAAGGAUGAUUGGUCGUGUUCGUGUCGGCCAUGUAUAAUGAAAGAGGUUUGUUACGGUGCUUGCAUUGAAAGGAACCAGAGGUUCCUCCCCGUCUUCAAAAAAAGGAUGUUUCAAUUGAAAUAGGGGUAGCUUAGUACUUACCUCUUCUGCACGGCCCUACUCGACGUGGCCGCCGAGGCCGACCUCGCCGAGCCCCGGUACGUGUACUUCGCCUCC